This is a messenger RNA of Trachemys scripta elegans, 1601 nucleotides long. RefSeq names its product shisa family member 4 (gene SHISA4). Lineage: Eukaryota; Metazoa; Chordata; Testudines; Emydidae. The transcript has 5 exons. Bases 348 to 953 code for a protein of 201 amino acids. The record is from RefSeq and is a predicted model, not a curated record.
GACACACGGGGCACACACAAACACACACAGGGAGAUACGCUGGGCACGCACACACACUAGGCACACACACAUAUGCACACACUGGACACGCACUGACGGUGACAGCUCUCUUUGUUUGGGGUCUGACGCCGGACUGGCCUUGGGCACCGCCUGCGCUGGACACGGCUCUCGCAGCCCUGCGACAGGGGCCGGGUUAAGCCGGCCCAGGAGGAGGGGGCGGCGGGGCUGGAGCUGCCGCUGUCGGUCGGGUUCCCUGCGCCGCCGGGGCCGGAGCGGAUCGCUCCGCCUGCCAGCCGCGGCCCGUGGCACCACCGGCCUCCUGGUGCUUCCAGGGGAGCGGGAGGAGGAUGGCGAAUGGGGGCUCCCGACCCGCCUGGCCCCUGCUGGCCAUGGUGUUCUUCAGCCUGACCGCUUCUCUGGGCUUGGCGGAUGAAGACUGCCUGUGGUACCUGGACAAGAAUGGCUCAUGGCACCCUGGCUUUGACUGCAACUUCUUCACCUUUUGCUGCGGCAAUUGUUACCAGCGCUACUGCUGCAUCGACCCCCUGAAGCUCAUCACGGAGAGGCAGCAGAAGCACUGCCUUGCUUUCAGCCCAAAGACCAUCGCUGGCAUUGCCUCAGCCGUCGUCCUCUUCGUGGCCAUCGUUGCCACCAUCAUCUGCUGCUUCAUGUGCUCCUGCUGCUACCUGUACCAGAGACGGCAGCACAUGCGGACACCCUUCCAAGGCCAGGAGAUCCCGUUGUCCAGCUACCCAGCUCAGCCACCAUUCACUUACCCUGUGGAUCCCAAAGCAGGACCUGCACCCCCACAGCCAGGCUAUGCCCCCAUGGCCAUGUAUCCGCCCACUGCCCCAGCUGCACAGUAUCCGAUGUACCCAGCAGGGCCCCCGCUGUACAACCCAGCAGCACCCCCGCCCUAUCUCCCACCACAGCCUACCUACCCUGGAGCCUGAGGAGACCCCAGAGAGACUGCAAAGUCAGCGCCUUGUGCCCUGGACUGUGAGCUUAUGAGCCCCUGCUGCGGGCUUCUCUGCUGCAUUGUGACUCCUGUGAACCUCAGACACCCCGUGCCUGGUCCCAGACUAGCCAUUGCCACCUUCUCAGCAAAGCGGUGCAGUACGCCCCCUGCCCUCUCCUGCCUGUUUCACUGAGGGACCAUGCCAAUUAGGGUCCCCCUGUGGUCCCCUGAGUAUGACAAGUGGGUCCCCCCAGGGUGGGCCAAAUGGGGUCCCCCUGCAGUCCCUUGGGCAUGAUAAGUGGGUCUCUCCAGGGCCUACUGAAUGGGGUACCCCCACAGUCACCAGGGCAUGCCAAGUGGGGUACCCCAGGAUGUGCCAAGUGGGGUACUCCUGCAGUCCCUGGGCCAUUUCUGAGUGUCACAGCUCUGUCUGGCUUUAGUGAGGGAGGCUGAGUUCUGAGGGACCAAAACACACAACAUGAGCACAAAGGAAGCUCUUGUGCAGCCAGACACUGGCUCCUUUGUGGGAUGAGUUCCCUCUGCUGAAGCCGCCUCUGCGAAGGCUCCACCUGAGCUCAGCGCUCACAGACACCGGGAUCUCAAUAGCCCAAUUGUGAGGGGGAGCAGUGCCCUGUUGGUGUGA